GCAGGGCUCUGGCUCUGCCCGCUCGGGUCUCAGGUCAGCUAGGAGAGGAGCCAAAGCCAGGGACACUGCACUGACUGGAACUGACUCUGCCACGACUGCGUAGAGCCAUCUCUUGCAGCUGGCUCCGAGUUGAUGAGAGUCCGGCACCCACCGCUGCCUCCCUGAGAGGAGAGAUGCGGAAGGGAGCAGAAGCAGAUCCUCCUGGACAGCUUCUUAACAGCUCCAUAGACUUGAAGGGUUCAGGAGAACGAGAUCAUCCAGCUAAUUCCAGCUCCAGGAAACCUGCAGUAUGGGAUCGUCCAGUUACCCUCAGAGCCAUAAUCGUGGUUACAACAGUCAUCAUCAUCAUCGCGCUAUUAGUAGCUUUGAUAGUGGUAACAUCUAAGCAGCCUCCUCCAUGCCCCCCUGCUGCCCCCUGCUGCCCGGACGGCUGGAUCCGGAUCCAAGGGAAAUGUUACUAUUUUUCUAAGGCCGAAGGGAACUGGACCUACAGCCAGAGCUUCUGCUCGUCACACGCUGCCUCCCUGGCUGGGAUUGAGAGUCCGCAGGAGCUGGGUUCUCUGCUGCCAUACGAAGGCAAACUGGACCACUGGAUCGGCCUCCGGAAGGACUCGGGCCAGGUCUGGCAAUGGGCCAAUGGGACCAAGUUUGACCAUCGGUUUCAAAUACAAGGCGGAGCAGACUGUGCGUACCUGGACAGAGACCUCACAGCCAGCAGCUCCAGCUGCAGGACACUGAGAAAAUGGAUCUGCAGUAAACCUGAU
This is a messenger RNA of Mauremys mutica (yellowpond turtle), 764 nucleotides long. RefSeq names its product C-type lectin domain family 2 member D-like. The record is from RefSeq and is a predicted model, not a curated record. The annotation marks the transcript as partial. The transcript has 6 exons. Lineage: Eukaryota; Metazoa; Chordata; Testudines; Geoemydidae.